GUGCAACGCGCGCGCUUCGCAUUGAUAUGAUGAUAUCCGGUCGCUAGUAAUAUAGCGUGCUUUCUUGCAUUAAUGCUUUGUUGUGCGUGUGCAUGCUGUGGGAACACUAGCAGUUUGGGAGAAGGAAGACUUUGAGAGAUAUCUUCCACCAUGGCCAAGAAGCUCUUUGUGGGGAACCUUCCCCAGGGGUGUACUAAUGACGAUCUCAAGACCCUUUUCGCAACGAUAGGACAGGUGGUAGAAUGUGAUGUUCUGAAGAACUAUGGAUUCGUGCACAUGGCAACGGAAACUGAAUGCCAAGAGGCGGUCACUCAGCUAGACAAGACUGAUUUCAUUGGCAACAUUAUCCAGGUCCAAUUGUCCACAUCUACCGUGCACAAAUCAACUGGUGUGGGCAACAAAGGAGAAUGCUUCCAGUGCGGUAAAUUGGGGCACUUCUCUCGCGACUGUCAUUUUAACGGGAGUGGAGAAGGAGGAAGGGGCAGAGGUCGAGGAGGUGGAAGAGGAUUCAGAGGUGGCCGUGGAGGAGGGGGUGGUGGUUACCGUGGCGGUGAUGGGGGCGGUCGAGGUAGUUACAGGGGUGGUGGAAGAGGAGGUCGUGAUCGUGCACCAGUAGACUACAAAGACAGAGAUUAUUAUGAAGGUUAUGCCUCUCGUAGACCGCCUCCACCUGAUUCCUACUAUGAACGUUAUUAUGAGGACUACUACAGGCGUCCACCCCCAUAUCCCUACCCUCCACAUUCCCGUGACCCGUAUGCUCGUGACCCCUACAGAGCAAGGAGUCGAAGCCCCCCUCCAGCAAGGAGACCCCUGACCCCACCAAGGUACAGGAGACGUGAUUCCCCACCACCACCACCUAGGGACUUCUAUGAUUACCCUCCAAAUGACAGAUAUGCAGAUUCCAGGAGCCAAUCAUCCACUCACAAUGGCUUUCAACCAGCUGAAGCCCUUGACAUGAUCAAACAUUCCGCUCACCAGAGACCCCAGCAUGAACAUCAAUCCAAUGGCUAUGACAUCAGCAGCCCCAGACCAAGGGGAAGUCCUCAAAGCCGAGGUAGUCCAAGACAGUCCUACCAUCAAGCCAAAGCAUUCCAUGGUGCUCUGGGCAACCACAACAUGUCCUACAGACCAGAGAUGUAACUUGGUUUCUCUCCUACAGUAGGAUGAUAUCGGGCGACCUAGUCUUCAUUCUCCCUGACAAAGGUUGUAUUCAAGGAGAGCUCUCAUCGCUCAUUCAAUCAGGAAUCAAAGUGGAAGGUGGAGAAUCAUGCUGUGACGAUAGGUGUUUGUGACAACCCAAUUCAACAAGUUUGACCUUAUACUGUGUCCACUCAAGAGGCUUGAAGCUGUUCCAGACAUGUUACCAGCACAUAACCUGUUAUUCUUUGUUUCUAAACCAUAUACUAGACAUUUCAACUUCAGGGUAACUUGCUUUACAGAAAAUUAAUCUUUUAAAAUCCUUAUGAGAUUAAUGCAAGUUCAUGAGAUGUUUCUCUUCUAUGAAAGCAUCCUUUCUCAUAAAUGAAGUUAUCUCUGAUUUUAUAAACUGUAUGUGCAUAGGCUUAAGCACAGGAGAUGCAUUGGUUUGCGAAAUCAGUGGUGAAAUUAGAAAUAUUCGGUGUAUGCAGGGCUCCACAUUAACUUAACUUGUUGUAGUUGGGGGGGGGGGGGUGUGGUCUGAACUGACAUAAUUGAACCUAUAUGCAUGUAGGAAUUCUAAUCUUUUGGGAGUCCAGACCUAGAUUUGGGGCACCUGUUGGUGUCGAGCCCUGGGUGUAUGACAAAACUGGUUAAGUCUGUUGAUGUGAAAAGUGUAAUGAAUAAAGUUAUUACUAAAUUAGUUAUGUUCAUUUUUAACUGGAAUAGUUGAUGAAAUCUGUCUCACAGUGUUGUAUUCAAAUUAGUUCAUGGACUAGUCUCGCAUGAUGAGCAGCUGAAAUCAUAAUGUGCCAUUCAUCACUAUUAUCAAACUGCCUUGAGUAAAAGUAUGUAAAUGUGGUAUAUUUCGUCAAUUUUCAUUACUACCCUGGUACUGCCGUUCUUUAUGAUACAUUCCUGUAGGAUUUGUGUAAUGCCAAAUUAGUGAUUUCUAUCAAACAUACCCGGUAUAUUUUUGUAUCUGUUCGUGACUCUUUAUUUAUUUUUUCAAUCUUUUUGGCCUCGAUUCAUAUUGCGAAGUUUAUUCUGAUACUUAAAAUAAAGGAAGAUUGGAAGGGUUUCAGACUUCAUUAGAAAUCAUAAAAGACAAGUUAACAUGUUGGGCUGAUGUAAUAUGAAGAAUGGUACUUUUCAUGAGGAUGCAUUCUGGAAUGCAUUUUUAGAGAACAACAUGUUUUCACUGUGUAUUGAACCUGAUAUACAUUGAGAGGAAUGAAAUUAACCAGUGAGACUUGAAACUUAUUAUUGCCCAUCUUUAUUAGAUUUUUUGUGUGGAAACUACAUCAGAAAUUGUUCAGCAUGCUUGCCUUGUUUUAUCAUUUCUUCACCAUAGGAACUGUAUACCAACUCUUUUAAAAGAUAAAGCACUUUGUCUUGCAAGAUAUACUUCAUUGACAUUAAUGAUGAUAAAUGCAGUUGACUUAAUCAGCAUUGAAUGUGUACACUUCCUGUUCUGUUAGCUCUACAGUGUUCGAUAACAAAACAAAAAGAGUUUAUUAUUUAAAAUUUCCACACUUUAGACUCAAUUUCAACCGUGACAAAGAUCAUGGAAUAUUGUAGGAAUCGCAUAUGUUUCCAAUAUGUUCAUUUGAACCAACUUUAUGACCCCAUACCAAAACUUUGUAAUACUUUUAAGGAUCAAAUAGUAUUACUAUGAAUUGAAACAAUCAUAAACUUUUUUCUUCCUGACAGAUUAUAGGACAAGGUUUCAUCUACAGAAUGAUAAUUUCUGUUAAUGGUUAUUUUUGUGUGAUAUUGGAAAUCCCAACAUAAGUACACCAUCAUUUGCCAAAGAAUAUGAUAAUGUACAGUACUUGUUUUUUAUGCAGUUUAAAAAUCUAUUUCAGUAUUAUGACACUUUGAUACAUACACUUUUUCCAAGAGAAAUGUUUUUGUUGUUUCCAUAUGCGAUCAUUAAAUGCUGAAUCGUUUUUUUCUAAA
Strongylocentrotus purpuratus (purple sea urchin) is the source of this 3099-nucleotide messenger RNA. Its product is annotated as RNA-binding protein 4.1. The record is from RefSeq and is a predicted model, not a curated record. NCBI's taxonomy places the organism in Eukaryota, Metazoa, Echinodermata, Echinoidea, Camarodonta, Strongylocentrotidae. The transcript has 8 exons. Gene Ontology annotation, cellular component: cytosol. Bases 151 to 1140 code for a protein of 329 amino acids. Gene Ontology annotation, molecular function: zinc ion binding; mRNA binding.